AUAGACGAUAGCCUAUAAAUUUCGAAAAGCGAUUUUAAUUGUAUUUUUUGCAUGUUCGCUGAUACGGUAUACCCAGCUAUUAUAUUUUAUCAGCCCUAUUUUAUGAGCAAUUGGCUAAAAAACAUUUUCCCAGACGAUUGUAAACAUCGAAACCAGCAGUUUCGCAAAAAAACUCGCUCAAAAUGAAGUCCGCUUUGGUUUGCCUGUUGAUCGCCCUCUUCGCCAUCCAACUAGGAGAAUGUAACGUAAACAGACAAGUACAAACCCGGUCUUUGAAAGCCGAAGAUAGAUCAGUAUGGGACACAAUGUACGCCGUGGCUCGCUUGCCCGGAGAUUUAAUUCGAAAAGAUUUUAUCGCUUUCAUUUUGGACUUAAUUAUCAUAUCGCAAUUCCUGCCGCUGCCCUGGAUAAUCGCUUUCGCUCUCAACAUGGUUUACAAGGUGUUGAAAUUCAUCCAUCCUGCAUACUGGUGGCUGUUCCCAGUACUAAGCCGGCCAACGUGCAAGGAUACGGUUUCAGUAAAUUGGUUUGAGGAUAAAAUCGGUCGUUUGGGACGGUUCCCGUUCCGUCCGGAAUCUGUUGAGAUCAACACCAGAGCUUUUUGGCAUGUCAAUGUUUACCAAAAUGAUGGCUACAGCUCGCCUGCCAGCGGAGCUUAUGAGAAAAGAUUUUAUCGCUUUCGCUACGGACGUGAUGGAGCUGGCGAAAACGCUGCCGCUUCCUAGGAUUAUUAAGUUUCUAAUGAAUAUUUGCAACAGGGUUCUGAAAUUCUACCACCCUGUUUACUAUUUCAUAUUUCCCAGCACCAAGCCGUACAGCGAGAAGAAGAGUAAAAAAAAAUAUUAAGCUGCUCCGAUUUGUCUCAUUUCCUGGUGGAUUGUUUUAUUGAUAGAAAUUUCAAAUUUACUUAAUUAUGUUCUGCAUUUGUGUAUUCAGGUAUAAAUAAAAAAUUGCUCAAUCUACG
This is a messenger RNA of Phyllotreta striolata, 964 nucleotides long. The record is from the annotation of a GenBank genome assembly. NCBI's taxonomy places the organism in Eukaryota, Metazoa, Arthropoda, Insecta, Coleoptera, Chrysomelidae.